Messenger RNA from Osmia lignaria (orchard mason bee), 15913 nucleotides. Lineage: Eukaryota; Metazoa; Arthropoda; Insecta; Hymenoptera; Megachilidae. The record is from RefSeq and is a predicted model, not a curated record.
UCAGUCGGCGGAUCUCCUUCCGGCGAACCGCAAACGAUCCUCCUUCUCGCUCCCUUUCGUCCUCGAAUCUCCCACCGCGGCACAUUUUUUCGACCCCGAACGAUGCCGAACGUGUGCGUACGCCUGCGUACACGCCUUUACUACUUGCUACUACGGUUUUACUACUGAUACUUCCGGGCUACUACGCGCAGUAGCGAGGCUUCACGUUUUCUGCGCCCUCCCGCCUCUCCCCACCGCUUGGCCACCUCUUCUUCUUCUUUUUCUUUUUCACCCACUGGACAGUGGACGUUACGGUUUUGAUCGUUCGACCUGAUCUCGUCCAUCUCAGUUUAAGAGAUUUUUUUUUCACUUCUCGUUCGAACGUUAUCGAUGCCCUACAUUGUUUCGAAUCCAAAUUUAAGUCCUUUCUUCUCCUUUUGUCUAGGAUGAUUCCGCUCUUUGCCUGAGGUGGUUUCUUCUUCCCCGUUGGAACUGGGAAGAUUGAUGAACAGGAUUUUUAGUUUUUGGAGGUACUUUUUCCUCGGAGAGUAUAAAUGUAAGAGAAGAAUUGGAAGAAUUCUGGUCCAACGCUAUGAUCCACAAUACCAAUGUGUUAUAUCAAAAUCAUUAAUCAAAGCUAUUGCAAUGUUUUUUACUUAAUGUCUUGAAUAUCAAAUAUUUUCAGCAUCUGCUAUUAACGUUAUAAAACUAAGAAACUUGUUGGAAGGCGUUCCAAAUCGUUUUUCAUAAAAGCCACUCGCCAGUGGAUUUCAUCCCGAGAGGAGGAAAGUUGUACCGUGGUGGCUGAUGGAGCUGUGCCAAAUUGAAACAAGAACCACGUUAAAUCGGCCGUCUUCCGAAUCGAGCACAGCGGGACACGUUUUCGACGUUAGGCCAACCCUUCGCUCUUCGUCCUCGUUUUUCGACUCUUAACCGGCCUCCUCUUGGUUCCCCGUGGUCUGCCCACUUCUCCGCACGCGAAAUGGCCACUUGAAGCUACGAAAGUAAUUCAUUUAGCGCUUCACGCUGCGUUUAAACCCGGCCCCUGCACAGGGACCGUCGGAAGAUAAAUCUCUUCUCUCUUCAUUCUCGUUUGGCGACUCUGUCUGUUCCAGCGAACAACUCAUCUUCUAUUAAGAAUAUCGACGAAGCAAUUACGCGGUUAUUUUCACUGAACUUUAAGCUAAAAAUUGAUGUGUCAUAAGCGUUGUUUAGCAAAAAUUUUCUGUCAUGAAAUUAGGCCAGAGUAUCCAUGUUCCAAAAUCAAUCUGAUGCGGUGUACACAACUGUAACAUUAACACUCUAAGCACCACGUCACCCAUACAUGGGUGACGCUUGAAUUUCAAUAGGAAUCCAUCACUUAUAUUAGAAAUUCUUUGACUUACUUAAUUGGAAAUACUUGUAUUAGAUACUUGAAAUUGUGGAUAAAAAUAUAAUGAAAUAUUUUAAGGAUAACAUACAUAAAAUUUCUGAAGAUAAAUGGAAUUUUCAAUGGUUUUAUGUAUGAAAUCAUAUGUUAUUAUAGAGCAUAUAAUUUUGUAUAAUGAUCGUUAAACCCCAAUGGCAAAUGGAGGCAAUAACGAUAACGUUGGUGUCGCUUAUCAGAGGAAGAUCGACGGACUGGUUGAAAAUCGUCGUCGAAUCAAUUGGCGAUUUAACGAUUGGCAACGACGAGCCGAGUGAACGCGUUAAUUGCGUUAAAACGUUGAAACAACGCGAAACGAGAGGAUCCACGAGGGUGGCCCGACACGGGUCAGGACACCAGCGUAAAAUUCAGGCGAAAGGUCGCCACGCUUGCGCCCCGCAAUUUCGUUCGAAACUCAAUGAAACAGCACCACGUUCUAAUACCGCGCCGACCUGCCACAGAAAAGUGGCCCCAUUCGAAUUAAUUGCUCGCGAAAUAAUUUGCCUAAUACCGGCUGAAUAAGGUCCUUGAUGUUUGGGAGGGAAAGUCUGAAAGCAGGCUGACGUGUUCAUUUUGAACCUGGAUGUAAAAAAGGAACGAUUGGUAUUUCUUCUCUUCAUCAAAAUGGAAGAAUAUAAAAAUAAUGGCAAUUUUCAAUCCCCCAAAUCAAUCCACCGGUAUUUGAGCUCUCAGUGCCAUUAAAUUACAAUAAUUCAUUCCCCAUAGGGUUGCCACUAUAUUGCCAUGGCUCAAUGAAGAAAGUUUGAAUAUAAUCAUGGAUGGCAUCCAGUUUGAGGAAGGCUCUAAAAAGUGUAAUUUGAAUGCUUAGGACGUUAAUCUGGAGCCUGCAUGCGCUAUUAAGGUGCUCCGCAGUAGCUUGAAGCUACUAGACACCUCCAACACCAUCGUUACCACCAUCGCCAACCCCCAUCACGGGUAACGUCACUACGUGCUACGGCGUACGAAUCGUUACACCUUCCAACCACGGUUCAGACGUCGAGUUUCAUCGUGGCGAGGUUUGUCGGGCUUGCCGGUGGAGGCGAGACGCGGUGAAGAGAUAAAUAAGUGGAUGAACAAGGAGAAGGUACUGAGAGUUAGGGCUGGUUAGGAGAAAUCGGAGAUUAGAGAGGUUAGAAGAGGAGAAAUGUGAAAUUAUGAAGGUAACUGUGAUGAAAAUGUAAGGUGGAAGAGGUGUGAAGAUAGCUGAACAAAAAAAGAUGCUUGGGGAAGAUUAAAAAGUUGAAAAAUAUGGAUAAUUAUUGAAGAAGAAAUGAGAGAUAUUCAGUUCAAGUUUAAUGAAUAAAGAAAUGGAAGUUUAUAUAUAAAAGAAAAAUUAAUUAUUGCAGUAUAAGAUGAAGAACAAUAGAAAUGGCACUGAGAGUUAGAGUUGGUUAGAAGAAAUUGAAGAUUAGAGAAGUUAGAAGAGGAGAAAUGUGAAAUUAUGAGGGCAACUGUGAAGAAAAUGUAAGGUGGAAGAGGUGUGAAGAUAGCUGAACAAAAAAGGAUGCUUGGGGAAGAUUAAAAAGUUGAAAAAUAUGGAUAAUUAUUGAAGAAGAAAUGAGAGAUAUUCAGUUCAAGUUUAAUGAAUAAAGAAAUGGAAGUUUAUAUAUAAAAGAAAAAUUAAUUAUUGCAAUAUAAGAUGAAGAACAAUAGAAAAGACACUGAGAGUUAGGGUUGGUUAGGAGAAAUUGGAGAUUAGAGAGGUAGAAGAAAAGAAAUGGGAAAUUAUGAGGGUAACUGUGAUGAAAAUAUAAGGUGAAGGUAGCUGAAUAAAGGAGGAUGCUUAGGGAUGAUUAAAAAGUUGAAAAAUAUGGAUAAUUAUUGAAGAAGAAAUUGGAGGUAUUCAGUCCAAUUUUAAUGAAUAAAGAAAUGAAAGUUUAUCUGUAAUAGAAAAAUCAAUUAUUGCACUAUAAGAUGAAGAAGAAUAGAAAAAAGUCUUCAAGAGGAAAACAAACAUAUGAAUAAGAAGAAAAUAGAAUACAAUUGAGCAAAGCUCAACUUAUGAGGAUAAAUGUGAUGAAAAUGCAAGGUUAAAGGGGUGUGAAGAUAACUGAAUAAAGGAGAAUGCUUAGGGAUGAUUAAGAAAUUGAAAAAUAUGGAUAAUUAUCGAAAAAGAAAUUACAGUCCAUUUUUAAUGAUUAAAGAAAUAAAAGUUUAUCUGUAAUAGAAAAAUCAAUUACUGCAAUAUAAGAUAAAGAAGAAUAGGAAAAAAGUCCCCAAGAGGAAAACAAACAUAUAAAUAAGAAGAAAAUAGGCAACUAUUGAGCAAAGCAGUAGAUAAAGUGGCUAAAUAAGCGAAGGAACAUCGGAGCGGAUGAAAGAGUAGCAAGAAGAGAAGCGAAAGAAGUGAACUGAAAGCACUCCGGGUCACAAUACAAACUACCCUCGUGAGGAGAGGAGAAAAAGGGAAUAGACAAGUGCCGAAAAUUUCAAGAACCUUCAACUGCAGCAUCGCUUACCCAUGUCUUCUUUUUCUCAGCCACUAGACUCCACAUUUCCACCUUUCAGUGAAAUUUAACUUGUUAAUAGAAAUGCAAUGACAAAUUCGCAAAGAUGCAGAUGAAAAAAAAAUGAAUGGAAUCACUUGAAAAUUAUCCAGGUAACCUUACGAGUCCUCUAUCAGACCCUAUACUCUUCUUUCCUUUUUUCCCUCCGCAGAGUUCAACCAGGCUCAGUUAAAAUCACAUCACACGUACAAUGGAAUGCCUAACCAACCGGUCGCCAAGAAAUUUCUAUCUUCGCCAUUGAAAUUUCCCUCUGAAGGGAUAAUUAGAUAAAAGCAGCCAGCACACAGGCUGGACCAAUCUCAAGAACCCAAGAUCCACUAGCAAAGCACACUAACUAAAUAAGGUUUAUGGGAGGCGGGUUAAGUUCAUGGAGUGCGACGUUCGGGCAAGUAGAGAACCUCCCUUCUCUCCCUUGGAGUGUGAAAUGGCUUUAGCAGCUACAACGUCAAAAACCAUUGCCACCAGUCACUGUCCUGAUGCACAAUGAAGGUACAGGAGAAGCCUCACAGUCAUUGCUAUAUUGUCCCUCCAUCCCACUUGUCCAAAUAAAAAAAUGGGCAGACAAACGUAGGUGUUUACCAUCAACUUUUAUUUGAAACGUGUACCAGCGAGGUCGGCUGUGCGAAGCCUUUCAGAGGGAAACGGUUUAGGGCUUAGAUACAUAAAACAGGAUCAAGGAAAAGUACAUGGUAUCACGUUGUUGAGGAUAAAGGUAUAGAUGUCAGGACCCAAGCGGUUGCAAUUAUAGGAUAGAAUAUGAAAUAUAAAAUGAAUGAUCUCGAGUAGGCGAAAUGGGUCGCAAGUAAAAACAUGGAAGAUCGAUGGGAAGGAUUUCAAGUUGUAAGAAAAUCAGGUUAAACGGGAGACAAAUAUACGAAGUGCUGGGGGGAGGGAUUCCCUGUGAGAAAUCGUGAGAAAUGAAGAACCGGAGGGAAGGACGGUUGAACAAAGAGAUAUUGAUAGCCGAAGAUGAUGAACUUGAAGUAAGGCAUAAAAGAGGAAGCUUAUUGAUGAUGAAACAUGCAAUUAACUAAUCUUCGGUAUCGCAAUACAUUGCACGGGCUCCUACACUGUCCCAUGUUUUCAUCAAACCACCAAUUGUACCGGCAGAGAAUUUCUUAUACCCGAAGACCUUUCAAUGCAGACCCUUCAAUGGUCUAAUUACACGGGACUCGGAGUGCAUCCUGAACAUAUCAGCUACCUUCUGAUCGACAUCAGCGAAGGCAUCAAAAUCAAGGAAUCCUAUUGCUGAAGAAACAUGAAGCAUAGAGAGAGAGAGAGAGAGAGUACACAGCAAACGUAAAAUCGUAGACAGGGUGGAAAGCAGUACAGGUAUACCAAAGAGGGAGAGAACGAUAUCGCCGACCACAGAGAUAAAGAAGAGAGGAAAAGGAAGGCAGAGUAACCGAGAAUCAACGGGAGCGACGGGGAGGGACGAAAGGUGGCGUGGGGGGAGAGAGUGUGGUGUAGAGGUGACGUCACGUCGGGUCGAUACUCACCCACACUCCGUACCCCGGCAUCGUCGUAAACGAGGGGGCGCAGGCGCCGCCUCGUACGCUCCUGAGAGUGCUCCUUCCCGCCAUAUUAGCCAGCAUGGGGUAGGCGAGGAUGUGCGACAGGGGUGGCUCGGGCUGCUUCUUCUCCCGUAAGGUAAUCCGCGUUACCGUGUCGCGUGGCCAGUCGGUUGUUCGAGUCGCGUGGUGUCCAUUGGCCACGAUAAUUAGUCAAUUAAGGUCAGAAGGGUGAGCGAAACAGGAAGGGCGUACCGGCCCUGGUCCCGGCGGUUCUCUCUCUCUCUCUCUUUCUCUCUCUUAGUUCACGUUCCUCCGAUCCUUGAAGCCUGUGCACGAGAACGCAUGGAUACGGGGACUGGCACGAAACUAACUAGCAUUGGGCUGAGAACGGAUGGUGAGAUCGACAAACGUAAAGAGGAACGAUCCUGGACACAGGAAACGGCAUUGGAGAGGGGCGCAGAAGGCUCGAAGGGUGAGGAGCUCGCCGCUGGGUUUCCCGAGGACACCUCGAACAAAAGGGGUUGCAAAUCGGCCGCGCAAGUGUGGAUGUCUUUAUUGUCCCUGUGCGACCGGAUGUGCGGAUCCACCGCGUGGCUCGUCCUCUUCACAUGCCUCCACGGGGAGGGCCGGGGGGAAGUGACAGACAUAAGCGCAAGUCCUGGAAGGCAAGCACCUGCCAACCAGUUGCGCCCCAAGGAGCCACCCCCCAUGGUUAUUCAGGGAGACUUCAGGAAGGUGAGCGGGAUCAGUACGGAGAUCUUCAAGCAGAUAGAGACCGUCGAAAACGAUCAUGACGCCUCGACAGCAGCGGCCCUUGAAGCUGUCGAACGAAGGGGCGAGAUGGUCGUCCGGGUCAUCGAGCCACGGCAAAUGGGCAGACAGGCGUCCGAGGCAGCAAAGAAGUUCAUUGCGAUGCAGGAUCCGAAGCACCCCAUCCACUUCGUUGAAAUAAUUAAAAGGCCAGGGCAAACGCUGGGGCUCUACAUACGCGAAGGGAACGGGGUCGACAGGAACGAUGGCGUCUUUAUCUCGAGGAUAGCCCUGGAGACCGCUGUCUACAACAGCGGCUGCCUCAAGGUUGGGGACGAGAUCCUUGCGGUGAAUCUGGUAGAUGUGACGCACAUGAGCUUGGACGACGUGGUGAUCAUCAUGUCGAUACCCAGGAGGCUCGUUCUGGCGACGAGGCACGGCCAGCAUCAGCCGGUGUCCCACAGCCGUCAGGCCGAGCACAAAGCACCGCCGGUCGUAGUGAUCAAAAGGGAGCUGAACGAGGACGAGAGUGAUCAUGCAACGAGCAAUCACGUCAGGGAUGGUAAUCGUAGACGCGGUGACGGUCGUGAAAUGCUGCCUUCCCGGUCGAGACUGGGUCUAACGGGCCUAGGUUCCAGCCAGGAUCUAGGAUCUAGUAACGGUGACCUAUACUAUAAUUCCAGACCGGAAGGACACUGGUCCUAUCAACCACCGCCGCCUCCUGUGAUCACACAUCAGCCAAAACCCUCUACAACUCAACAUUUCCAGCCCUAUGAGCGUGGAUAUCCAAAGACCUUGGAGAGUUUGGCUGAAAAAGAUUUCACAAAGGUACACUCCUUCUACACGGGGCCAGUAAUGCCCUCGAACGGUGGUCGUCGAAUGUCCACGGGGGCAGGAAUGCAGUCGGUUGGCAGUAGAUUGUCCAGUCAAACCCAGUCGUCGCAUUAUGGUAGUUACGGUCAGCACACUGGCAGUGGAAGAAUAAUGCCUAGAAGCGGUUCGGAUCAGCAUUUGCCUCGAGUCGACUACACCAGCAUCACUACACCUGCUCGACACACUCUUCUUAGAUCCAGCUUGAAGUCGGGAACAUCAGCGUUGAGAUACAACACCAGAUAUGGCACCCAAGGGGACAGUACAACGUCGGCCCAAAGGCAAGGUCAGUUCGGCACCCUGACAAGGAGGCAUCGACCCUCGUUGGACUACGCGUCCGACACCGAGGCAACGUGUUCCAGUUCACCGAAGUCUGCGUACUAUUACUACAGGCACAACAUGAAUAAUCCAUCUCAAAGCAGUGCUGUGUCGCACCUUGCCACCCUCUCCAGGUCGCAAAUUGGUCAGAGUUCCUCCGGUCUGAGAUCAAAUUCGUUGCCUCGCAGUGGCAGAACGUUGCCUCAGCAACCUGGUCUUAGAUCUGGACUUAGUACGGUAGCAUCAGGACUGAUAGAUCAGGAAGACAGCGAUGGAGCACUGUCAGCACCUGAAUUACCUUCCAUCAGACGUGACAGAGGAAGAAUACCGUCAUCACCCAGUGUGUUCACAUCGGAUGAAUACAGAGCAUGGCUGAGUAGAACGCCAAGCACCAGUGCGUUGUACGAACAGAUCAGAGCUACUACGGCUAGACCACCGCGUUACACUUAUAGUGCAGAAAAUAUUCAUGCAGCUGCGAAUCAAGGUGAAUAUGGAAGUUACGGCGGGUACAGACCACUCUCCAGCACGCUCGAUCGUCUCUCGACGAGGUCAGCCUCGGCUCAACAAGUGAACCUAGCCAAUCUGAGAGCAUCGACAGCGAUCAGUUCAACGUGCCAUCGUGGAACGACGAAUCCAAGACCGGCCUCGGUUGCGUCGAGUGCUCGUACAUCGUUGACGAGUCAAAAGCCAUCGUUGAGUAGCUCAGCCACUCAGAGGGCGACCUCGGUUAGGAGAAUCAGGAACUUAUUGGACCUAGAGUCCACGAGAAGCAUACCCACCCCAACGCCUACCAGAACUCAGGAUCAAAGACUGCUAGAUAUUAAUCCUGCAGAGUUCCUCAAAUAUAAAAUAGAAAAACCGCCAACUGUAGGGACUCCGAGCUCGACCAGCUCUCUCUUGAGUUCGCUCGGGGAAACGAGUAGCGGUGACCUGGCUGGUGGUAUCAGUGGAUUGCUAUGGGUCCAUCUUCUUGCUGGACGUGGUCUUCGUUCGACGACGUCCUCUUCGGCAGCUACCACACCCUCGACACCAUCAGGUCAGCCUAAUUUAGCUAGCUGUGGCUUAAGAGACUUGUAUUGCGUGCUGGAGUGCGACAGGGUGCACAAAGCAAGAACAGUGGUGCGAACCGGUGACCUGAUGUUCGACUGGGACGAGACCUUCGAGCUGGACCUCGUUGGCAACCGGCAACUGGACCUGCUCGUCUAUUCCUGGGAUCCUCAGUAUAGGCAUAAACUUUGUUACAAGGGCUCGGUGCACCUAGCGAGCCUCCUGAAGGAAUCGCCUCUUCAACAGCUGGCUGUCAAGGUCGAGCCACGUGGCACGAUCUACUUAAGACUGCGAUACAUUGAUGCUCAGCAAACGUUCCGAAGGAGAGGACUUCCAGUCAUAUCUUUGGCCACCAGAGUUGCACCUCUCUUUGGAGUUGAUCUUGACACAGUGGUGAGCCGAGAGAGUAAAACUGGCGGAGUUCCUGGAGGUGUUUCCACCGCCCUGGCGAUGGGUGUUCCAAACGUACCUAUAAUUGUCUGGCGCUGCGUCGAGGAAGUUGAGAGAAGAGGUCUCGAUAUCAUCGGUUUGUACAGGCUUUGUGGAUCAGCGACCAAGAAGAGGAUACUUAGAGAAGCCUUUGAAAGGAAUGCUCGUUCAGUGAAUCUGUCACCUGAUAAUGUACCAGAUAUCAACGUUAUUACUGGUGUGCUGAAGGAUUACCUACGAGAACUUCCUGAACCACUUUUCACAAAGUGCCUCUACCAAAUGAUGGUCGAUGCACUGGCCGUCUGUUUACCAGAUGAUCCACAAGGCAGCGCCAAACUCAUGUUCAGUAUACUCGACUGUUUGCCAAAAGUGAACAGGUGCACGUUAAUUUACUUGUUGGACCACUUGGCAAUGGUGGUGUCGCAGUGCAACAAAAUGUCACCAGCAAGUCUGGCAGUCUGUUUCGGGCCAGUUUUGAUGUUACAUUCCGAGGAGAAUGGGCCACCGUUAGACUUCCAACAGCCAAUAGCUGUACUCAAGUAUCUCCUUGAAAUAUGGCCCGUUAAGUCAGUUCGGAAGAUUUCUUCAGUCGCUUCAGCGCUUCCUCGAGUUACGCAACAAGCAGAGCACAACAACAGUCAACACCAAAUGCAGCAGCAUCAGCAGCAGCAACAGCAGCAGCAACAGGUGCCGCAUCAAAUGCAGGGAACAUUGGGACGAACAGGGCUGCCCUGGCAGCAGCAACACUCACUUCAUCAACAGCCCCCAACUUCAACAGCCGCGGUUCUCGCGGCCUCCACUCGUCCUCCACCACCGGUCAAGCCUCGACAGGUGAUAGUCUCGUCUCCCGGUUCACCUAGCAGCGAGGAGUCGGAAGCCUCGCCGGAGCCAAUUAACAAGAGCCUCAUGGGUGGCCUGGGACUCGAGAAGGGCAACGAAGGGGUCACGACCAACUCGGCUGGCCCUGGAACAGAACAAAUCACUCCGUCAAGCAGCGUCGACACCGAAGAGGGAAAUACACCGCAUCAGGAAGAAGGCGAAAAAGGCGUGGAGGGCGACGCUGAAGCCAGCGACGACGAUCGACACCAGCACGUACCCAAGACGCAUUAGAAUCUUCUUCAAAUACACGAGGAUCGAGUCGGGGGUGCGCGUCCUGAAUAGUUUGAAUGUCUCACUUUCCAUUCAUCGUUUGAACAAUCUUUCGAUACUUUUCAAGGGUCAAACUUCGUUUUAGAGGAGCAGAAAUUAAUGGUUCCAAAAUAUGUAGUCUUGUAGUUUUUGACCUGAAACAUUCGAAAAUGCAAGUUAAAAAUGGUUUUAAAAAUACAAUUGUGUAAAAAUGUACGUAUUUAGUGAUGUUUGACAGAUCAGUACGACGCCAUAUUGUUUCUACGCAUUCUCUGAUUGGUUCGCUGAAAUGACUAACUUCCGCUUACUUUAUUUAAAAACAUAUUGCUUCUUGAUUGCUGCUAUCAAAAAAUCCAUAAGAUGUGUUUCGUUAAUUUUACGAAACCUACGCCACAAAAAUUCACAUAGGCGAUCGGUAAAGUCUUCGUCGUGGAAGCGACUCCGAAGUUCGAUUUCGAAUGUAUGCGCGAACCAAUCUGAAGAUAGCUAGAAGCAAUAUGGCGUUGUACUAACCUGUCAAAGUCGAAAACUGUAUUCGAUACUUUCAUGUGUACUAAAGAAGAUUUGAUACUUUUUAUUCAACAAUUUUUGGUUCCCUAAGACGAAGUGCAGCCUUUCCUAUGAUUGAUGCUUCAGUUUUGCCCAACGCUGAUGACACUGAAUACAGACACGUUUUACACGAUUAUUAACGAGAAUUUGAAGCUUGUUAAACUAGGAGAGGAUUUUGUUAUUUGCAAAUGAUUCAGGGAAGGAAGAAUGAACUCAGCGCAUCAAGUUACAUGUAUGCUCUUCUAAAAGGAUACGUUCAAACGAUAACGAACGUGCAACUAUGAUAAAUCAAGGCUGAAUUUUGUCGCCAGACGCACAAUAAAAGCGACCAUUGUUUUCCAAACGUGGAACGAUACGCAUAAUGGGACCACUGCGAAUAUUCGUUAAAAAAUCUUCGCGAUUAAAGAAUAUCUAACGCUGAAAUUGACGAUCUGACGACCGACUGGAAGCCUUUUACAUGUUCUUCAUAAAAAUUCAUUUGAUAAUCAUUCACCGGUGAGAUAUCUGUCGAGUAACACACCAAAGAAAACUGCUAACUAACGUUACAGUGAUGUUCAUGGAAGGAUUUCACUCUUUGGCUGCAAACUGAAGAGUUCGUUGUAAGUCUGACGCAUCUUUCUUCAAGCACAAAUAUCGUAGAAGAAAAUAUAAAACCAUGUAAAGUUCUUUUCUACAUUGAAGAUCCCGCCAAAGCUUCUCUCAGAAGACCAGCAUUGAUUGGAGUGAUACGAUUGAUGAGCAGAAACUGAAGAAACAGAAAGGAACGUACAGGGAACAUCUGAGAUCGUCCCAUGUGUCUUGGAACUGCACAAAUUUACAAAAAGCGACUGAAAAACAAAUUAUCCAAAUUAUUAAAAAAUUCUCUAAACAAAGGGACGGAGACGAGUGUUUGGUUAGACCCAACGAUUCACCGCGCACACCCUCAGCUCAAAGAGGCACAUCGCUUCUGCAGUUGAUCUUUCAAUGAAAUUCAAGGUAUUUCCCGGCUGCUCGAGGUUCAGAGAUCAUAAUUUAAACAGUUCCGGUACGUUUCUUCACCGGCUGCAGAAGAAAGGCGACAAAGACUGAUCACACUGAAGGAAUAAAAGAGAACGGUGCACGAGGGGGGGGGGGGGCAGGAAAGCGAAACGAGGAAGAAAUAUGAGAAAUAACGUAAACACAUAACAAAACAAAUUACACAAACACAACGGUCGAUUUAUAUACAAUAUACUAUAUAAAUAUAUAUAUAUACAUAUUAUAUAUACACACAUAGGCUAGUUACGAUAUACAUGUGCUUUUGAUAAAAAAUUAUUACUUGUAGAGGUUAGCUAGCCCUCGUAUACAGAAACACGAUGGAACUGCUGAAGUACACGACGCCUGCGUCCACGUAUACGAAUGAGAAAGAAACGAGGCACUGGGUAUAAGUGCACGCAGAUGCUGAUAAAUAAAUAUAACACAUAAAGAUAUUCAGGAGCUGAGAAACCGACUCCAAACACUUCUUGUACAUGUUGACAAUAGGAAACUGACGAACUGAGAGUGAAGACAAUGGAAGGACGAGGUGGAUCGAAAAAAGGGGAAGUAACUAAAAAAGGAAAGUAGUCGAACUCACCGAGAAACGAUAAUAAUUACAAGUAAAAGAAAAAUGAAACAAAGUUAAUUGUAACUUGUAAACGACUAAACAUAGCCAGUAUUAUAUUGUGUACGUAAAGAAGAAAACAUUUAACGAGGACGAACCGGAGUUCGUUUGUUCUACGAUAUCGUCGACGGGGACACGAGCGACAACUCGACUAUUAUUGCUAUUAUUAUUGUUAGUUGGUAAUAUAUAUAAAUAAACUGUUCGCAUAUAUGCGGGGUGAAUUGUCAGACAUUGUCAUUUGAGUUAAUUUCUUUUUGUUGAUUCACUUGGGAAGAGCCGAACAGCUAAUUUGUUAUAUUUUUGUUGUUCUAGUGUAUUGGUGUUUGUAGCGUAGAGAAUAAUUGAUUGUGAGAAGCAUCGUUUGGUUGGAGAUACAUGUUCCUAAAAUGAACAAUCAGAAAGUUAGUUUAUUUGACAAUUUCUAGCGAUUCACAGAGUUUGAAUGAAUAACUUUGUCUUUCUCAGAUGUUAUUGUUGAGAUAACAAAAACAUUUCAGACUGAACAAAGUUAUUGUUCAACUUCAUAUAAAUAAUGUAUAAAAUGCAUCGUAUGCAGGAUAAUGAUAACGCUAGGAUCAGUGGGUAUUUGUUAACCCUUUGGAGAAACGUUGCCUCUAAAUUACUAAAUAUUACUUUAACAAUAUAUUAAACUGUUCGUAAGCAAAACUUCCACUUCUCAUAUGGAAAUGAAAUGUUUGAAACAGUAUUUCACGCUAAUGAAAGUAUACUGUUGAAGAUAUUUAGAGCUUCAAGGGGUUGACUGUUAUUACCAUUGCUUUAUUUCGCUCGUGCCCUUGUAUGUGAAUGCAGUCUAUGUAAAUGUCACAAGAUAUAUGCAGCAUUUGUACAUCAGCAUUGUUCAGGAAUACGGAGUAAAUUCAAUUGGCAUCUUCAAAUGUUAAACUACGCUAAAUCUAAUUAUUUCUAAUUAAUAAGUUAUAAAUAUUUGAAAAAGUAAAAGCGUAACAUUUAUAAUAUUUUAAUAUCUUCAUUGGACAUUGCUGUUGCAACGUGCAAAUAUAUCUGUGCCCAUAAUGUAUUCAUAAUAUACGUGUGCAUAAAGAUACACACCAACGUAGUCAUUUCUUUUCUCACGCAGUGUUAUUUUUAUUAUGCCACCAGGAUGGUGUUUCUUUCGAGUAGACAAGAGUCAAGGAUUAUUGUAUAAUUCAUUGUACCAUACUAAUUAGUCGCAUCCUAAUUGUAUCGAACCCCCGACUGUUUCACUGUCGUUCGAUGUGUAAGCGCGAUGGAACGCCGGAUACCAUCUCCCCUUUCACGUUUCAGUGAAACAUUUCUGGAAAAUCUAGGUAGUUCCUAAACUUCUUCUGUACUUCAAAUAAUUAGGAGGUUAAAUGAAAAUUUACAAAAAGUCUGAAAAGCUAUAAGCUUGGAAUAUUACAAUGAGAUGUAGGAACUACCUAUUGUCUGAACUGCAGUUAAUAUUAAUUUUUUUAAUCAUAUACACUAUGAAACUAUAUUAUUACCUUUUAUAUUUGUACCAUUACUUUGUACUUUUUCUAUUCAAUGCGAUGAGUGAUAAGUAUACAGUGGAAAAUGACUGUAACAAAUUUUUACCAUUACCAAAAGAUUUCCAUGAAACAUUGCAACAAAUAUGCUUCAUGAAAAUGUUGCAAUAAAAGAAUACUGUAAUAGGAAAUAUUACAGAAACUGGUGUAAAGAUGAGAAAUAUUAAAGGAAAUAAGUAGAACAGUAGGAGAUACUGUAAUGCACAAUAAUAUUGCAGUAGAAAUAACUGCAAGAAACUGUAUAAUCAGGCCCAAUAAGAAAACCGAAUUUGCUCUUUUUAAAGGAGUCAUCCUAUACCGACUGACCAGAAUAUUUGUACAUAAGUGUAGUUCAUUAAAGACUUUGGAUGUCAUCCUAAAAAAGUAAAACGUUCCGGCGUCCGGCGUUCCUCGACGUUCCUAAUUUUAAAAUAAUAACAAUGAAAUCACGCGUCCAAAAAUGACAAAAAAAAAAGACAACACAUAACGCGUACCAUUAAUUAUACGUGAAAGCACACUGCCGCAAUUUUGUAUGAUUAACUGUUGUUAUAUAUACACCUAUACCUAUAUAUUAUGCUACGUAUACAUAAUUAUUAAUUGAGAAUGAGUGAUACGCAUCCAUCGAAGGAUUCCCAAGUUACAGGCUGAAACUUUCCAACGGAAGGUAUCUUCUAUUCAAAAAUGACAAACAGAUUGACUAGCAGAAGCAACAAUGUGACAAUCAGUUAACUAAUAUCCACUAGAAACUUAGUUGAUCUGUAAGGAAAAAAAUUUUAUUUUAUUUUAAACAUCUCCAAUACAAAGACACACUCGAUAAGAAUAAUUACCAUGUGAUGAGACAUGGAUAUCCCAGCUUGAAAAGGGAAACCCUUCGAAGGAUGGUGUGUCGCUCUGAAACAACCCCUUGAUUGAAGAAAGCUGAGCGAAGGAACUAAGUCUGACACGUAAUGGCUCUCCAAUUCCUUUUCGCCAAUAUCUUUCUUUCCUCGUUCACUAUGAACCUUCUGAGCGCACACUUCAUCAACCUCCUGCAUCGUACCUCUAAGUGAUGCCACUUGUCAUAGAAAAUUGUUAUAGGUGCGAUUGGGGGUGAUCAGAUGGUCCAAGGAGAAAUAGCAACCCUUUGCAAUCGUUCAAAACUGUUACUUGAAAUCUUUGCUUUUAUAUUUUCUGCUCUCUUAAGAAGAAUCAAUGAUUAGCUUUCAGUGAAGCAAACUGAAGAAAUCCAAUUGCAAAGGGUUGAAGGGUCUCAUGGAACAAUGGUGUUCGGUUAGUUUCUCGCUUCACAACGAAACUUCAGGGAGAGAAAGGCCAAGAACUGCGUGCUUUUAUCAGGAUACACUGGUUCGAUGAAACAGAACCUAAUGAAGAUGAAGAAAAGAAGAGAAGAGACCAGAGGAGACAAAUGAAGUAGAAUAGAUACGAGGGUGGACAAAUUAAAGCGAAGGGGCUUUACGUCGAUAUAAGAAUAUAAUUUUUUAUUGUGCUCGCAUUACCUGAUUCUCUUGUGCAAUCGCGUUUUAUGGAACACACCAUCAGGACAGAAGAAACGAACGAUAACCCAGCGGCUUGUAUUUUCUACCGUGGCACACGAUCUUUCAACAAUUUUAUUCUUCUUUAUGACAACCCAGCGAUAUUUUAUAGGUCGAUGAUUUUGAUAAGCUCCUGUGCAUCUUUUCCUCUGGAGAAAAAUACUUGUGCUUCUCCUGCUGGUACCAUGAUUCGUCGAAGCAGAGCCGUUGAACUUUAAACCUGAAACUGAAGAAGAAAAACUGUUGAAGAGAAGAAACAUCUGGUGAAUAACAGAGUUUUGUUCUGCGACAGAAGUACAAGUAAUAAAUUUUCUUUUAGAGACUGUUAGUAGACAGCGAAGCACCUUGGUGAUUGAUUAAUGCCUUUCGCAGGGGAGAAACUUGAAUAGAAGAUGAAAAUUCAAAGGGAAGAAAGGUAGGGAAGAACCUUUUAUCUAUUAAAACUGAGAUAACAGAAAAGUUUGGAUGAAGAAAUUGAAAAAGGUAAGCGAGGAAGAUCUGAAGAAAAGAAUAAUCUUAAACUUGAAUUUCUUUUCAAUCACCUGUUCGACGGCUCUGGAUAUUCACCCCGCACAAUAAGAUUCGAGGAGGAUGCUUUUCUACUGUUUUCAGAGUAAACAGUAUUAGUUUCUUCAAUGACUCAUGGGUACCAACAUUGUUUCUGAUUUCCCCGCGUUACAACAGGUCUUUUUAAUCGUCGAAUCCUAGCUAACGUAUAUACGAUGGACCACGUUUGUCAUACUGAAAGAUUAAAAAAAAAAA